Gorilla gorilla gorilla (western lowland gorilla) is the source of this 1498-nucleotide messenger RNA. It is a transcript of the gene PPP4C, whose product is annotated as protein phosphatase 4 catalytic subunit. The coding region runs from base 261 to 1184 and encodes 307 amino acids. Gene Ontology annotation, molecular function: protein serine/threonine phosphatase activity. NCBI's taxonomy places the organism in Eukaryota, Metazoa, Chordata, Mammalia, Primates, Hominidae. The transcript has 9 exons. The record is from RefSeq and is a predicted model, not a curated record.
AGAAGUGGUGCAGGGGUCGCUGCGAAAGGAGAGGAGCGUGUAUGACGCCACAUCCGGCGCGCGGCGGAACUGGCCUCCCUUUGCUUCCGCGGCGGGGCCGGAAGUAGGAGCGGCGGCGGCGGCGGCGGUCGAAAGCGGAGUGAAGGAGGGAGGCAGGGAGCCGGAGAGCCGGAACCGGAGUCGCAGCGGCGGUAAUAGAGACCCCUGUGCGGUGCGGAGGGGGCGGCGGCCCCGACUCUGACCCGCGCCGGGGGUGGGCCAUGGCGGAGAUCAGCGACCUGGACCGGCAGAUCGAGCAGCUGCGUCGCUGCGAGCUCAUCAAGGAGAGCGAAGUCAAGGCCCUGUGCGCUAAGGCCAGAGAGAUCUUGGUAGAGGAGAGCAACGUGCAGAGGGUGGACUCGCCAGUCACAGUGUGCGGUGACAUCCAUGGACAAUUCUAUGACCUCAAAGAGCUGUUCAGAGUAGGUGGCGACGUCCCUGAGACCAACUACCUCUUCAUGGGGGACUUUGUGGACCGUGGCUUCUAUAGCGUCGAAACGUUCCUCCUGCUGCUGGCACUUAAGGUUCGCUAUCCUGACCGCAUCACGCUGAUCCGGGGCAACCAUGAGAGUCGCCAGAUCACGCAGGUCUAUGGCUUCUACGAUGAGUGCCUGCGCAAGUACGGCUCGGUGACUGUGUGGCGCUACUGCACCGAGAUCUUUGACUACCUCAGCCUGUCAGCCAUCAUCGAUGGCAAGAUCUUCUGCGUGCACGGGGGCCUCUCCCCCUCCAUCCAGACCCUGGAUCAGAUUCGGACAAUCGACCGAAAGCAAGAGGUGCCUCAUGAUGGGCCCAUGUGUGACCUCCUCUGGUCUGACCCAGAAGACACCACAGGCUGGGGCGUGAGCCCCCGAGGAGCCGGCUACCUAUUUGGCAGUGACGUGGUGGCCCAGUUCAACGCAGCCAAUGACAUUGACAUGAUCUGCCGUGCCCACCAACUGGUGAUGGAAGGUUACAAGUGGCACUUCAAUGAGACCGUGCUCACUGUGUGGUCGGCACCCAACUACUGCUACCGCUGUGGGAAUGUGGCAGCCAUCUUGGAGCUGGACGAGCAUCUCCAGAAAGAUUUCAUCAUCUUUGAGGCUGCUCCCCAAGAGACACGGGGCAUCCCCUCCAAGAAGCCCGUGGCCGACUACUUCCUGUGACCCCCCCCGGCCCCUGCCCCCUCCAACCCUUCUGGCCCUCGCACCACUGUGACUCUGCCAUCUUCCUCAGAUGGAGGCUGGGUGUGGGGGGGGCUGUCCUGGCUCUGCUGUCCCCCAAGAGGGUGCUUCGAGGGUGAGGACUUCUCUGGAGAGGCCUGGAGACCUAGCUCCAUGUUCCUCCUCCUCUCUCCCCACUUGAACCAUGAAGUUUCCAAUAAUUUUUUUUUCUUUUUUUCCUUCUUUUUUCUGUUUGUUUUUAGAUAAAAAUUUUGAGAAAAAAAAUGAAAAAAUUCUAAUAAAAGAAGAAAAAUGGU